AUGCCUUUACAUGACCGCCCUCCUGAUCCAAUAAAUUGUCUGCAGCUGACUAACAGGAUUCUUGUGUUAGAACAAGCAGUCGAUUCAUAUCGGAUUGAAAAUAUUCGUCUUCAAAAAUACAUGGAAACUAUGCAAAAGAUUUACGACAAAAUAAUGUUUAAAUCCGAGUUUGUACAAGACAAAGAUGUAAAGGUUAAAGUUGAUAAUAUUAAUCAAGAAGAUACUUCUACCACUAACAUUUCUACUGAUUCAUUUAAAAAACCUACUUCAGAAAUCCAAAAUAUUAAGUCAACUCCCCAAAAUAGAAAUCAACAAAUUCAUUCCAUUACUAGUAAUAUUAAACCAAAAUAUGAAUGUAGUAAGAACCCUAUUGAGCAAAAUACCAAACUACAACUUACUCCAUAUUUGGAUAUGGUGAAGUAUCACCCUAUAAAAGCUCAACCAAGUAUCAAACAAACUAUAGCAAAACAAAUCAAAAUGAAACGCUCAAUUUCAUUCUAUGGUAAAAAACCAGUCAAGCAAAAUAAGAAAUUCGAUUUGACACAUUCACUUAAUAUUAUCUGCUAUGAAAGAAUUAAUAACAAAUUCAUGGAACAAAUUAUGGACAUCUUUGGGGAAUUUGCCACCAUUAAAAUAAGACCCCAAACUAGUAAUGUCAUUAAUCUUCAUUGCAAUAGUAAUGACAAUUAUAUUCUUUGCAAAGAUAUGCUUGAUAGUGUACACAAUGAUUUAAUAUUGAAAUUCUUCCCAUCACCUGCUGUAUUCGAGCAUAGCUUGUACGCUCUAACUCACUCUACACACAUAUAUUCACAACACAUUGAUAUGAUUAAAUCACUAAUCAAACACUCAGUUAAUAACGAUAAUACUAUACUUAUCUCCCAAAUGUAUACAAACCAAUCACAUGGUAAAUAUAUAAUUAGAGUUUCAUACGAAAACGAAGAUGUGUGCGAAGUUAUUAGAAAGAAGCUUAAUUUAACUAAUUACAAAUCUGUUGAACAAUUGCGUAAUGAAACUCCUACUAAUGUUUCAGAAUGUUUAUUUCCACCUACCUUUACAAACAAGGAAAUCAUCGAUGGUGUUACUCGUGUAUACGAACGCAUUAAAAAAGAUUUCAAUACUAACCAAUGCAUGAUAACUGAAUCCAAAAACAAAUCCAAUACCACUACCUUUAAAUUAUGUAAAGUCGUCCAUUCAAAUAUUGACGAAAUGAAUCUAUUUAUUGACAAGAAAAUUGUUCUCAAUACCAAACAAAACAUUACUGAUGGAACCAGUUACUGUUUCGUACCAUCUAUUAAACAAUUAGAUGAAAUAAUUGAAAGAAAACAAAAACAAUAUCCAUUUCUAACUAACUCUAAAUUACCGGAAGUAACUAAUCCUAUGAUCAAUCCUAUACAAUCUAACGAUAAUACCAGUUCAACCACUAAUUCUGUAGUUACUCCUACUAUUAAUACAACAACCAAUCUAUUUGAAACUAGACUAUCUAAUAUUGAAACUGAACUGCGUGAUUUUAAGAAAGCAUUAGCUGAUACAAUGGAACUUAUUGACAAAAUCUCCCAUUAUAUAAAUAAUAGUACUAAUAAUUCUAUUAUGCAAGAUGAUGAAGAAUCAAAAAGCUCAUCAUCUUGUACUCUUUCUAAAUGA
Naegleria gruberi is the source of this 1641-nucleotide messenger RNA. RefSeq lists its product as uncharacterized. Bases 1 to 1641 code for a protein of 546 amino acids. Lineage: Eukaryota; Heterolobosea; Eutetramitea; Acrasida; Naegleriidae. The transcript has a single exon. The record is from RefSeq and is a predicted model, not a curated record.